AGUCUGAUGGUUACACUUGCUGCUGAAUGUAAUUGUUAAAAGAGAAUAGGAAGAGACAGGCGGUUGCUAUAGACAGUUAAUGUGCAACAUCAUCAGUGUGCUAAUUUAUUUUUUUAAUAUAUUUUGAGUUUGUAAAAGUUAUUUAAUUGUUUAAAAAUUUGUGUGUUUUGGAAAACCGGAAAGUGUUAUUAACUAUUCUAAGAAAUUGUAAAGAGCAUAUAAAGCUAAACCGAAGUGAAAGAAAGUAGUCAUCAUAUAUUACGUUUUGUACACGCAUUCGUAGGCCAUUACGGUUUUGUAAUAAAUAUAAAUUUUGUAACCUUUUAUUUCUGUGAACUGAAUAAUUUAUUCUUAAUAACUUGGAGAAAAAUUCAAUACAAUAUUCACACGUAAAAUUAAAAUAAAUUCAUUUGUUUUGUUUUUUUUAUAAAUUAAAUUAAAAAGUAUAAACGUAAAGUGUUGCAGCAGUAUUUGUGAGCAAUAUGACUCAAGUAUUGCCCAUUCGCUUUCAGGAGCACCUACAGCUCACAAAUGUUGGUAUCAAUCAAAACUCAAUUUCCUUCAGUACUCUCACCAUGGAGUCUGAUAAGUUUAUUUGUGUGCGCGAAAAGGUUAACGAUACAGCGCAAGUUGUUAUCAUUGAUAUGAAUGAUUCAAGUAAUCCAACGAGACGUCCGAUAUCAGCAGAUUCAGCAAUUAUGAAUCCAGCAAGCAAAGUUAUUGCACUUAAAGGUUCGUUAUAUAUGUUAUUUAUAUAUACAUACAUACUUAUUUAUAAAUAUAUCUUUAUAUACAUUUUAGCGGCAAAGACUUUGCAAAUUUUCAAUAUUGAAAUGAAAUCAAAAAUGAAAGCCCACAUUAUGACAGAAGAUGUCGUAUUCUGGAAGUGGAUAUCUAUUAAUACCUUAUCAUUGGUCACUGAAACAUCAGUGUAUCAUUGGUCAAUGGAAGGCGAUUCAACACCACAAAAGAUGUUCGAUAGGCAUUCCUCCCUCAAUGGCUGCCAAAUCAUUAACUAUCGUUGCAAUCCAAAUCAGCAAUGGUUAUUGCUUGUGGGUAUAACAGCAUUGCAAAGUCGUGUAGCAGGUGCUAUGCAACUGUACUCAGUCGAACGUAAAGUAUCUCAAGCUAUUGAAGGUCAUGCUGCAUCUUUCGCUAUGUUUAAAAUGGAAGGAAAUAAGGAACUUUCAACACUAUUUUGCUUUGCUGUACGUUCGGCAAAUGGUGGAAAAUUGCACAUUAUUGAAGUUGGUGCUACUCCUGCCGGAAAUCAACCAUUUCCCAAAAAGUCCGUAGAUGUGUUUUUCCCACCAGAAGCACAGAGCGAUUUUCCUGUUGCGAUGCAAGUUUCUUCAAAAUACGAUGUCAUCUAUUUGAUAACCAAAUAUGGAUAUAUUCAUUUGUAUGACUUAGAAACGGCAACAUGCAUCUACAUGAAUCGUAUAUCAGCUGAUACGAUUUUUGUAACAGCUCCGCAUGAUGUCAGCGGCGGCAUUAUUGGCGUAAACCGCAAAGGCCAAGUGCUUUCUGUAACCGUUGAGGAGGAACAAAUAAUUCCAUAUAUUAAUACAACUUUACAAAAUCCUGAUUUAGCACUUCGUAUGGCUGUACGAAAUAAUUUGUCUGGUGCAGAAGAGCUUUUUGUGCGUAAGUUUAACAAACUUUUUACUGCAGGACAAUAUAGUGAAGCAGCUAAAGUAGCAGCACUCGCACCAAAAGGAAUACUGCGUACACCACAAACUAUUCAACGAUUCCAACAAGUACAGGCUCCACCUGGAUCUACUACGCCACCAUUACUGCAAUAUUUUGGUAUAUUGUUGGAUCAGGGAAAAUUGAAUAAAUAUGAAUCACUAGAAUUGUGUCGACCUGUACUAGUGCAAGGAAAAAAACAGCUUUGUGAAAAGUGGUUAAAAGAAGAAAAACUCGAAUGUAGUGAAGAACUUGGUGAUUUGGUUAAAUCAUCUGAUUUGACAUUGGCUUUAUCUAUUUAUUUAAGAGCAAAUGUACCAAAUAAGGUUAUCCAAUGUUUUGCUGAAACUGGUCAAUUUCAGAAAAUUGUACUCUAUGCUAAAAAAGUAAAUUAUACACCAGAUUAUAUAUUUUUAUUACGAUCAGUUAUGCGCUCCAAUCCAGAACAAGGCGCUGGUUUCGCUACUAUGCUAGUUGCAGAAGAGGAGCCUUUGGCUGAUAUAAACCAAAUAGUGGAUAUAUUUAUGGAACAUUCGAUGGUGCAACAAUGUACCGCAUUUUUAUUAGAUGCACUUAAACUUAAUCGACCAAAUGAAGGUGCUCUACAGACUCGUCUCUUAGAAAUGAAUCUUAUUUCAGCUCCACAAGUGGCUGAUGCAAUAUUAGGAAACGCUAUGUUCACCCAUUAUGACCGCGCCCAUAUUGCACAAUUAUGCGAAAAAGCUGGGUUAUUGCAACGUGCGUUGGAACACUACACUGAUUUGUAUGAUAUUAAACGUGCUGUGGUUCAUACACAUCUUUUAAAUGCAGAAUGGUUGGUUGGAUUUUUUGGUACACUCUCCGUCGAGGAUUCUCUUGAAUGUCUUAAAGCUAUGCUAACAGCAAAUAUACGUCAAAAUUUACAAAUCUGUGUGCAAAUUGCUACUAAAUAUCAUGAACAAUUAACAACUAAAGCCUUGAUUGAUCUCUUCGAAAGCUUUAAAUCAUAUGAAGGAUUAUUUUAUUUCCUUGGUUCAAUCGUUAAUUUCUCUCAGGAUCCUGAAGUGCACUUCAAGUACAUUCAAGCUGCUUGCAAAACCAACCAAAUCAAAGAAGUUGAACGUAUUUGUAGGGAAUCCAACUGCUAUAAUGCAGAUCGUGUGAAAAAUUUCUUAAAGGAAGCAAAACUAACCGAUCAAUUACCUUUAAUUAUUGUGUGCGAUCGUUUUGAUUUUGUACAUGAUCUUGUUUUAUAUCUGUAUCGAAACAAUUUGCAAAAAUACAUAGAAAUCUAUGUUCAGAAAGUCAACCCUUCACGUCUGCCAGUUGUUGUUGGUGGCUUGCUUGAUGUCGACUGCUCUGAAGAUAUCAUUAAAAAUCUAAUUCUUGUGGUCAAAGGUCAAUUUUCAACAGAUGAAUUGGUCGAAGAAGUCGAAAAACGUAACCGUCUAAAAUUGUUACUUCCUUGGCUAGAAUCACGAGUUCACGAAGGUUGUGUCGAACCUGCCACACAUAAUGCUUUGGCUAAAAUUUACAUUGACUCUAACAAUAACCCAGAAAGAUUUCUUAAAGAAAAUCAAUACUAUGAUAGUCGUGUUGUUGGCCGUUAUUGUGAAAAACGUGACCCACAUUUAGCUUGCGUUGCCUAUGAACGUGGCCAAUGUGAUCGAGAAUUGAUAUCGGUUUGCAAUGAGAAUUCCUUAUUCAAGAGCGAAGCACGGUACCUAGUACGCAGGCGCGAUCAUGAAUUAUGGGCAGAAGUUUUAGCAGAAUCAAAUCCAUACAAACGUCAAUUAAUUGACCAAGUCGUACAAACUGCCCUCUCGGAAACACAAGAUCCCGAUGAUAUUUCAGUUACUGUAAAAGCGUUUAUGACUGCAGAUUUACCAAAUGAGUUAAUUGAAUUGCUCGAAAAAAUUAUAUUGGAUUCUUCAGUUUUCUCAGAUCAUCGCAACUUACAAAACUUAUUAAUCUUGACAGCAAUAAAGGCAGAUCGUACCCGUGUUAUGGACUACAUUAAUCGUUUAGACAAUUAUGAUGCCCCAGAUAUAGCUAAUAUUGCUAUUUCUAAUCAAUUGUAUGAGGAAGCUUUCGCUAUUUUCAAGAAAUUCGAUGUAAACACAUCUGCAAUUCAAGUUCUUAUAGAACAAGUUAAUAACUUGGAAAGAGCUUACGAAUUCGCUGAACGUUGUAACGAGCCUGCUGUAUGGUCACAAUUAGCCAAGGCUCAAUUGCAGCAAGGACUAGUUAAGGAAGCUAUUGAUUCUUAUAUUAAAGCAGAUGAUCCAAGCGCAUAUAAGGAUGUAGUUGAUGUAGCAUCGAAAGCUGAUUCUUGGGAUGAUUUAGUAAGGUAUUUGCAAAUGGCAAGGAAGAAGGCACGUGAGUCCUACAUUGAGAGUGAAUUAAUAUACGCAUAUGCACGUACCGGUCGAUUAGCUGAUUUAGAAGAAUUCAUAUCUGGACCAAAUCAUGCAGAUAUACAAAAAAUUGGUGACCGUUGCUUUAGUGACGGCAUGUAUGAUGCUGCAAAAUUGCUUUAUAAUAAUGUCAGUAAUUUUGCACGUCUUGCUAUCACAUUAGUUUAUCUGAAAGAAUUCCAAGGCGCUGUUGAUUCUGCACGUAAGGCCAACUCUACGCGCACAUGGAAGGAAGUUUGUUUUGCUUGCGUAGAUGCAGAAGAGUUUCGUUUGGCUCAAAUGUGUGGAUUACAUAUUGUUGUACAUGCCGAUGAAUUGGAAGAUCUAAUUAACUAUUAUCAAGAUCGCGGUUAUUUCGACGAAUUAAUAGCACUGCUAGAAUCUGCAUUAGGACUUGAGCGAGCGCAUAUGGGUAUGUUUACCGAACUUGCUAUUCUGUAUUCGAAAUUCAAACCUUCAAAAAUGCGAGAGCACUUGGAACUAUUUUGGUCACGUGUUAAUAUACCAAAGGUUUUACGUGCAGCAGAAUCAGCACAUUUAUGGUCAGAACUUGUUUUCUUAUAUGAUAAAUAUGAAGAAUACGAUAAUGCCGUCUUGGCAAUGAUGGCACAUCCAACGGAAGCAUGGCGCGAAGGUCACUUUAAGGAUAUAAUAACAAAGGUUGCCAACAUUGAGUUGUACUAUAAGGCUAUACAAUUUUAUUUAGAUUACAAACCAUUGUUAUUAAAUGAUAUGCUGUUAGUGUUAGCACCACGAAUGGACCACACACGUACCGUGAGUUUCUUCUCAAAAACAGGGCACUUACAGUUGGUGAAACCAUACUUAAGAUCAGUGCAAUCGCUUAAUAAUAAAGCAAUUAAUGAGGCACUUAAUGGUUUGCUUAUCGAAGAAGAGGAUUAUCAAGGCCUACGUAAUUCAAUUGAUGGAUUUGAUAAUUUCGAUACUAUUGCAUUAGCACAAAAACUGGAAAAACACGAAUUAACCGAAUUCAGACGUAUUGCUGCCUAUUUAUACAAAGGCAACAAUCGCUGGAAGCAAAGUGUUGAAUUAUGUAAAAAAGAUAAAUUAUAUAAAGAUGCAAUGGAAUAUGCCGCUGAGUCUGGUAAACAAGAAAUUGCUGAAGAACUUCUAAGUUGGUUCCUUGAGCGAAACGCUCGUGACUGUUUUGCAGCAUGUUUAUUCCAAUGUUAUGAUUUGCUGCGACCUGACGUUAUUCUGGAAUUGGCUUGGAAGCAUAAAAUUAUGGAUUUUGCUAUGCCAUAUCUCAUACAAGUAAUACGCGAAUAUACAACAAAAGUAGAUAAACUCGAACAAAACGAAGCACAGCGAGAAAAAGAAGACGACACUGUGGAACACAAAAAUAUAAUUACCAUGGAACCACAGCUGAUGAUUACAGCCGGACCUGCUAUGGGCAUUCCAGCUCAAUACGCCCAAAAUUAUGCACCUGGUUAUGCACCUAACAUGCCAUAUCCAGGAUACGGAAUUUAUAAAUAAUUUAGAGGAGCUAAAUGAAUUAAAUGAUUUCACAUAAAAGUGCUCACUAAUCUAAAUGCGUUUAUAUCCGACGUUUUUUUUUCUUUCGCGACGCUCAUUGUCGUAGUAGUUUAUACAAAUAUAAACCGAAUUAAUUGGUAAACAAUUUUUAACUAGCAACAAAUGAACAGAUUUUCAUUGUUAAGGAGCCAAUUUUUAAUAAUAUUAUAUA
Teleopsis dalmanni is the source of this 5790-nucleotide messenger RNA. It is a transcript of the gene Chc, whose product is annotated as clathrin heavy chain. Lineage: Eukaryota; Metazoa; Arthropoda; Insecta; Diptera; Diopsidae. Gene Ontology annotation, cellular component: cell cortex; clathrin coat of coated pit; clathrin complex. The record is from RefSeq and is a predicted model, not a curated record. Gene Ontology annotation, molecular function: clathrin light chain binding; structural molecule activity. Gene Ontology annotation, biological process: intracellular protein transport; receptor-mediated endocytosis. Bases 483 to 5579 code for a protein of 1698 amino acids. The transcript is spliced from 8 exons.